Arabis nemorensis is the source of this 270-nucleotide messenger RNA. Lineage: Eukaryota; Viridiplantae; Streptophyta; Magnoliopsida; Brassicales; Brassicaceae. The record is from the annotation of a GenBank genome assembly.
AUGGACCUAGAAAGCGAGCUUGUAGAUGAGUAUGGGCUAGGCCAAAGAGACAGCUUGGCGGAAGCUGUAAAAGCGGGGACGGAGACAGUUGCAAGCAACGCAAGGUCACACACAUGUUUACUAUCAGGUUUGUACAUAGGGGAUGUGAAAGUGUUGGUGAAGGCACAGUUUGGAAUGGACAACACAAAGGAAAUUGUAAUGAAACUGGCGGUUAGAGCUGAGGAUCGAUCUGUUAGCGUUGCGAUUCACGCAAUUGUUGCUUGCGGCUAA